UUUCUCCUUCUAUGCUUCACUCGAAUUCCCUCGAUCCAUCCCCAAAUUCUAUAUAUACCCACAAUUGCAAUACCCUUUUCACCAUUCAAACAAAAAACAAGCACAAAAAAACAUUCUCUGUCAAAAAAGAUCAAGUCUUUUUGUUUCUUGAAUCUGUAGUAUGGCUAAAUCUGAAGGAAAAGCAAUUGGCAUUGAUCUUGGAACAACUUAUAGUUGUGUUGGUGUAUGGCAAAACGAUCGUGUAGAGAUUAUUCCAAAUGAUCAAGGCAACAGAACAACUCCAUCUUAUGUAGCAUUCACAGAUACUGAAAGACUUAUUGGUGAUGCAGCCAAGAAUCAAGUUGCUAUGAAUCCACAAAACACUGUCUUUGAUGCUAAACGUCUUAUCGGUCGACGUUUCUCUGAUCCAACUGUACAGGCUGACAUGAAACAUUGGCCAUUUAAGGUUGUUCCAGGACCUGGUGACAAGCCUAUGAUUGUUGUUAAUUUCAAGAAUGAGGAGAAACAGUUUGCACCAGAGGAGAUUUCUUCUAUGGUUUUGAUUAAAAUGAAGGAAACUGCUGAGGCUUUUUUGGGACAAACUGUUAAGAAUGCUGUGGUUACUGUUCCAGCUUACUUUAAUGAUUCUCAAAGACAAGCUACUAAAGAUGCUGGUGCUAUUGCAGGGUUGAAUGUAAUGAGGAUUAUUAAUGAACCUACUGCAGCUGCAAUUGCUUAUGGUUUGGAUAAAAAGGCUUCAAAGGGUGGUGAAAAGAAUGUGUUGAUCUUUGAUCUUGGUGGUGGAACUUUUGAUGUUUCAUUGUUGACAAUUGAAGAAGGGAUUUUUGAAGUUAAGGCAACUGCUGGUGACACACAUUUAGGUGGUGAAGAUUUUGAUAACAGGCUUGUGAGUCAUUUUGUGCAAGAAUUCAAGAGGAAGCAUAAGAAGGAUAUUACUAGUAAUGCAAGGGCUUUGAGGAGGUUGAGGACUGCUUGUGAGAGGGCUAAGAGGACUCUGUCAUCAACAAGUCAAACAACAAUUGAAGUUGAUUCUUUGUAUGAAGGAAUUGAUUUUUAUGCUACAAUUACAAGAGCUAGAUUUGAGGAGCUGAAUAUGGACUUGUUUAGGAAGUGUAUGGAGCCAGUAGAGAAAUGUUUGAGGGAUGCAAAGAUGGAUAAAAGUCAAGUUCAUGAUGUGGUUCUUGUUGGUGGUUCUACUAGGAUACCAAAAGUGCAGCAAUUGUUACAAGAUUUCUUUAAUGGUAAGGAGCUUUGUAAGAGUAUUAAUCCUGAUGAGGCUGUGGCAUAUGGAGCUGCAGUUCAAGCUGCAAUUUUGAGUGGUGAAGGUGAUCAAAAGGUUCAAGAUUUGCUGCUUCUUGAUGUCACUCCACUCAGUCUUGGUAUUGAGACUGCUGGUGGUGUAAUGACAGUCUUGAUUCCAAGAAACACUACUAUUCCAACCAAGAAAGAGCAAAUCUUUUCCACCUACUCUGACAAUCAACCAGCUGUGUUAAUUCAGGUGUAUGAAGGAGAGAGAUGUUUAACCAAGGACAACAACCUUCUUGGUAAGUUUGAGCUAAAGGGUAUCCCACCUGCCCCGAGAGGCGUGCCACAGAUCAAUGUCUGUUUCGACAUUGAUGCUAAUGGCAUUCUCAAUGUGUCGGCGGAGGACAAGACUGCUGGGGUUAAGAACAAGAUUACUAUUACAAAUGACAAAGGAAGGCUAAGUAAAGAAGAGAUUGAGAGAAUGGUUGAAGAAGCUGAGAGGUACAAGUCUGAGGAUGAGGCAAUGAAGAGGAAGGUGGAGGUGAAGAACGCGUUAGAGAAUUACGCGUAUAACAUGAGGAAUACUGUGAGGGAUGAGAAAAUAUCAGGGAAGUUGGAUCCUUCAGAGAAGCAGAAGAUUGAGAAAGCUGUUGAUGAAACAAUUGAAUGGUUGGAUAGGAAUCAAUUGGCUGAAGUAGAUGAAUUUGAAGACAAAUUGAAGGAGUUGGAGAAGUUGUGUAAUCCAAUUAUUGGAAAAAUGUAUCAAGGUGGUGCUGGUGCUGGUGGAGAUGUGCCAAUGGGAGGAGGGAGUGCUGAUUAUGGAACUGGAAACAGUGGUGCAGGGCCUAAAAUUGAGGAAGUUGAUUAA
Solanum verrucosum is the source of this 2113-nucleotide messenger RNA. Its product is annotated as heat shock 70 kDa protein. Gene Ontology annotation, biological process: cellular response to unfolded protein; protein refolding. Gene Ontology annotation, molecular function: ATP binding; ATP-dependent protein folding chaperone; ATP hydrolysis activity. Bases 161 to 2113 code for a protein of 650 amino acids. The transcript has a single exon. The record is from RefSeq and is a predicted model, not a curated record. NCBI's taxonomy places the organism in Eukaryota, Viridiplantae, Streptophyta, Magnoliopsida, Solanales, Solanaceae. Gene Ontology annotation, cellular component: cytoplasm.